Brenthis ino (lesser marbled fritillary) is the source of this 282-nucleotide messenger RNA. The record is from the annotation of a GenBank genome assembly. NCBI's taxonomy places the organism in Eukaryota, Metazoa, Arthropoda, Insecta, Lepidoptera, Nymphalidae.
AUGUACAAGCUGGUCGUCUUCACCACCCUCUUGGCCGUCGUUGCUGCAGCUCCUGGUUUGGUCGCACCUCUUGCUUCUCCCUGGGGCCAUGGCCUCGUCGGUGCACCGGCCGUGGUCAGCGCACCCAUCGUCAGCGCUCCCAUCAUAAAGCAGGCCGUCCCUGUAGCCACUUCAUACGCUAACACUGUCAGGAUUGCUACUCCUGCUGUGGCUGUUGCGGCUCACGCACCGAUUGUUGCCGCCCACGGUCCCGUAUUGGCCGCGCCCUUAGCCCACGGUUGG